Messenger RNA from Symbiodinium natans, 1773 nucleotides. The record is from the annotation of a GenBank genome assembly. NCBI's taxonomy places the organism in Eukaryota, Dinophyceae, Suessiales, Symbiodiniaceae.
AUGCUUCGUUGCCAUGUGCUGGGGGCUCUCACAUACAUCGCAAGACAAGCAGCAGCCUUCGAUUGCAGUCAGGUGGAUCGAUCGACGCCACUGGCAGUUUGCUGUGAUGCGCAAUCGGCGUGGUCAUCGAUGGAGUCUGCUGGAGGUUGUGGCGGCCAAGGUGCCACAUCAGAGCAGUGCUCAGCAGCAUCAAACUUGUGUCGGCAAUGUCGGAUGGCUGUUGCCUCCCACACAGACGAGACGGGGAGCAGUGCCGCAGAAGGGACAAAUUUGUCAUCCCUGGAUGUAAGCUUUCUGGAGGUGCACUGCGUGUUGCCUCAAUGGCAGGACUCAUGCCACUCUGUGGCUGACCUAGGGUUUGGAGUGCUGCUGGUUGCGGGGGGCAUCCUGAUGCUCGUGGCAACUGGCGGGCUCUUACUGUUUGACUGGCGCGCUCUGCCUUGGAUGGUGUCACGAGCCGGGAUGCAAGCGUCGGACGCGCAGUUUCCGACCCCGUGGCCUUCAUCUCCUUCACGUGCGGAGAAAGUUGGCCAGCCGAGGCUAGAACGGGGCAGCCUUGGAGUUUCAGAUGCUUUGCGUUUGGCUGCUGCAGUUCCAGAGAUGCCACGGAAGCAGGGAGGCAUGGCGCUCGCGUGGGCGCUUCGCCGCGUGUUCCUUCUCAUAGCCUUCACUGCUGUUGUGCUCCGCUUGGCCAUGACCAUAGCCUUUCUGACCCUACUACCCGGACCCAGGCAGGGGUUGAUGGGCACGUUAGAGAUCGUCCUGUGCGCACUCCCGCUCCUAUGGUGCGCGGUUUCCUCACGGCAGUCUUCAGAGGGCGCUCCUUUGGACAUUGCCUUCUGGGGUCCGGGUCGGAGGUGCCCAAGAUUUACGACGUAUGCGGUGCUGACUGUUGGCACCGAGUUGUACAGCACUCUGGUGCUCUCGUACGCUGUUGCCACUGCUCCAUGUGAUUUUGCAGCAUGGAAGCCAGCAACGUUCUAUUGCGCUGGAGUCCUGGUGGCGGUCGUGAGAUGUUAUUCUGCGGUGGUUGCCUUGAGGCUUCAAGAUGCAGCAGCCGGUGCCUGCCGCAGGGUUCUCCCUCAGGACGGCUGUGAUCUCGAGCCCGUAGCUGAAGGAGACAUUCAAUGCAACAUCGACGACGAGGAGCUAGCCGAUGGUGCCAGUUCUCUGCAGCAGGCUGAUGAGAGAGCCAGGUGCUGUUGGGGGAUGGCAUGGAAUGCUCCUGUCAAAAAGGAAUGGCAAGAGCCGGUGCAAGAGUUGGAGUUGGAUGCAGCUCCCAUGGCUUGCUCUUGCUUGCCUUCAAGAUGCUGCCCGGUCACCAGAGAGAGGCUCUUAGGGCGACGGCUGCUGAUCCGUGUCGGUUUGGCAUUGGCACUUGUUUCUGCUGUGGCUUCGGCCGUCAUUGUACGAGCAGUAGUGGCUGAGGAACCUGCUCCUGUGCCGCCAUCCUCAUGCGGGGUUGCCCGCAACUCGACGACUACUUGCGUUCCCUGGCGCUUGGCAGGGAUUCAUCUCGUUGAUCAUAAAACCGGUGAGCUGCAGAUGGACUUGACCAACACGCUGGAGGAGUGCUGCGAAGGCUGUGAUGGUCUUGCGGAUUGCCAAGCCUGGAUUUUCGAGCGUGUGGCAAAGCGAUGUCGGUGGAUUCAGUUCGACGACCACGUAUGUAGAAAGGAUCCGGGUGAUUUACGCUGCAGGUGCUACACUCAUUGGGGGACGGCCUACGGAUUCAAGCCGAAGUCCCAUCUUGUAUGGCUUACCGCGACAUGA